Molecule: messenger RNA, 315 nt
Organism: Paramecium primaurelia
Lineage: Eukaryota; Ciliophora; Oligohymenophorea; Peniculida; Parameciidae
Source: the annotation of a GenBank genome assembly
GAAAAUAAUACAUUUGGAAUGUUUAUUUAAAUGUCUAAGAAGAUUAGAUACAUUAUUUUGGUGAUAUUAACAAAUAUAAUGAUGAAAUGAUGAGGAAGAUAAAGGUUUUGUAAUUUAAAUUGAAAUUAGGAUUGAAAUCAAUUUUAUUAUCACUUAUGUGAUUUUUGAGAUUAUAUAUGAAAAAUAGAUAAAGAAAGAGAAGGAAGUGGGGAUCAUAUUUUAAAAAUAUACUUGGAUCCUACCAAUUUAUUUGGAAAUUCUUAAAAAAAAAUAAAUAAAUAAAAUUUACGGACAGAAAAUUUUAUCAUUUCUGAA